AUGUCUGAUCCGCGCGACGAGCUACAAUCCGCACUCCAUGAUCUGGCCAUUGGCGAGAAAGGACCAAGGCAGGAUGUGUCGCGACCAUACCUGAACAAGGCUGCCAUGCCGACAUCUAUCCCAUCCACAUCGAAGCCGAAAAAGACCGCCGCCACACCCGUCGCGGACUCUUGGGAAGACGAGGUCGACCUGUCCUCAGGCGACGAGCCCACCCCAAACGCCGACGAGGCGUCCUCCGCUGUGCUCUCGCCUACAAUCAGCGGAGAGGGCCCGCUGGAUCCUCCGCCCACGCCUAUCUCGCCGCAGAACUCGGAUCCGUGGAUUGCUGCAAGGUCUGCAUCCCCCGCUGCGGGGCAGAACAGUCCGGCCCGUCGGCCUGAGAAGCAGACUGCUGUGGCAGGCCGACUGAUCGCCGGUGCGCUCGGGAUUCGGGCGCCGAAGCGCACUGAGGAGCAGCGCGCUUAUGACCGGUCUGUGAAGGAGCAGGAGAUCAGGCGCCGGAAUCGGGAGCGCGAAGAGCAGGCGAAGGCGAAGGAGGAGGAAGAGCGGGUCAAGGCUUCGGUUUGGACUGAUUAG
Molecule: messenger RNA, 576 nt
Organism: Penicillium canariense
Lineage: Eukaryota; Fungi; Ascomycota; Eurotiomycetes; Eurotiales; Aspergillaceae
Exons: 1
Coding region: 1-576 (191 amino acids)
Source: RefSeq, a predicted model, not a curated record